Molecule: messenger RNA, 2610 nt
Organism: Toxotes jaculatrix (banded archerfish)
Lineage: Eukaryota; Metazoa; Chordata; Actinopteri; Toxotidae
Gene: cox11
Product: cytochrome c oxidase assembly protein COX11, mitochondrial
Exons: 5
Coding region: 485-1267 (260 amino acids)
Cellular component (GO): mitochondrial inner membrane
Molecular function (GO): copper ion binding
Source: RefSeq, a predicted model, not a curated record
UCAGAAAAGAGCGUUAACGUGUCGUUUUAUUUUUAAACUCUGUUUCUUACCAAUAUUUGUAUUUAUUAUAUUCACAACGGCAACUUUCUGUUUGCUCGCUUCGUUGAAUUUAACCUGAUUUUUCCAUCAAGAUCAACGAAGCUAAACUAAAACCUUAGUGUGAGUAACCGCUCAGUGGCGCCUUGUUUGAACCAGGACCCGAACCAGGACCCGAACCUCGGCUUCAAACAUCAGUGUCAUCUGUCAAAAUCAAACUCUAGCCGGGAAAGUGGGGUCUGCUGUGAGGAGAGGGAAAUUCAUUUUCCUGCUCAGGUCACUGUAAGAUCGCUGCUGCUAAAACAGUAACACGCCGAACUGAAAAGUGACUUUUAAAACAGCAGAGGAGGGAAAUGAGUCAUUCUACAACAGAACGGAACAUUUGCCAAUAAACAAGGUGAGUUUGUGCUGACGGAGCUUCAGGUGUGGACUGACUGCAGUACCAGCCAUGCUGCUGCCUCUCCUGGUGCGUCCGUCCCUCCGUCCCUCUCAUGCCUCAGUGCUGUUAACACAAUGCGUCCGGACGCUGCGCUGCCACGCUGGCAGGACGCUGCACUCUCAGACCGAACACCUCCUGCGACGGAGGCUUCCUCUGCACUUCCAGAGCCGAGGCACCAAGAGCCGUGGCAGGAAGACCAGGAGCCAGGAGGAGGACUGGAAGACCAGGAACAAGACGGUGCUGACGUACAUCGCUGCUGCCGGAGUGGGGAUGAUCGGCCUGUCGUACGCUGCAGUGCCGCUCUACAGACUCUACUGCCAGGCGUCAGGGCUCGGCGGCACGGCGGUGGCCGGCCAUGACACGGGUCUGGUGGAGACGAUGAAGCCGGUGAAGGAGCGGGUCCUGAAGAUCACCUUCAACGCUGACACACACGCCAGCAUGCAGUGGAACUUCAGACCGCAGCAGACCGAGAUCUUUGUGGUUCCAGGUGAGACAGCGCUGGCGUUCUACAGAGCCAAGAACCCCACAGACAAACCUAUCAUCGGCAUCUCCACCUACAACGUGGUACCCUUCGAGGCAGGGCAGUACUUCAACAAGAUCCAGUGUUUCUGCUUCGAGGAGCAGCGUCUGAACCCUCACGAGGAGGUGGACAUGCCCGUCUUCUUCUACAUUGACCCGGAGUUUGACGAGGACCCCAGGAUGGCCCGAGUGAACACCAUCACCCUGUCCUACACCUUCUUCGAGGCCAAGGAGGGUCAGAGUCUCCCUCUGCCCGGAUACAGCUACAACUGACCGGAGCACACCAGCACCACUGAGAGGACCGUGAAAUACUGGAGCUGGAUGUUUUGGUUUCUGUCCCAGUCUGAGAAAACACCAAAUGGAAACGAGUAUAAGAAGUAAGAAAAGAAGAAAUAAUCCAAGACACUUUUCUGUGACUCUGAAGUGUGUUCUUCAGUGUAUCAGUCCAGUUUCUUUCAUCAGCCUCUAACAGAGAAACUGAACACCUGGUUUUAUUAAAAGACGGAAAAUGUUUGCUGUAAAUCGUGUUGUCCUCAGUGCAGCGUCUCUUUUGUCUUGGACCUCAGAACACAACAGAAAAAUAGGACUCAAAAGAAAAUCAGUGAUGAGUUUGCUGAUCCUCGAAACGUCCUGAAUCAGGUUGAUCUCAGUCCUUCAUGUGAGGAAACAGAGUUUUUAGCCUCGUUAGAAGAGACGAGUUCCUUGGAUCCGUUUUUCUACUUUUCACGUCACUUGUGUUCGAUGCGUUUGAGACACUGAGGACAGGUGUGUGUGUGUGUGUGUGUGUGUGUGUGUGUGUGGUCUGAGGCCUGAGAGACUGUAAAUACAUCUGAAUAUCUCCAGUUAAUCUUACAGCUGAUAAUGAAUCAAUAAAUUAUGGUUUGCAUUAAAUUAUGUUUUUUUUCUUUAGUUUUUUUGUUUCUCAUUUUGUGACGGAGAACACGACAGAACUCCACCCGAAGUUUGUUUAGUUCUAUGAUGAGUUUAUUUAUCUCCACAGAACAAAAUCAGGAUAAACGUUUACUAUUUUUUAUUUAUCUCUGUUUGUCCUUGAUUUCCCACAUUUUAACAAACUUUUAUUUUUCUUCUGUGUUUUGAUGAUUAAUGAUCACAGAAAGGUUCUUGCACAGCAUCAGCGCCCAGUGACAGGUUCUGUCUCUGUGACAUGAAUAAUGAGUAAAUUGAAGCGUUUCAGUGAUGGAUGGUGUCGACAGGUGAAGCCGUGUCUCUGUUUCACACCACAACACAACUUUUAUUACUGCAUGUUUGUUUGUUGGUUGGUUGGUUUGUUUGUUGGUUUGUUGGUUUGUUUGUUUAUUGGGAGUGCUGCCUUUUGUCCUGACUUUGUUCUGUGGAAACAAAAACAUGACACAGGAGAAGCAAGCCUGUUUCCUGUUGAGGAAUGUUUUUGAUUUUAGAUUGGAAGUUUUUUCGGACACCAGGGGGCAGCAGAGGACAGAAAUCCGAUGAUCUGUAACUCUGCUUUUAAAUGUUCUGAGUCUAAAAUCCUGCUGGUUUCUAAACAACAACCACAGAGGAUAAUGUUGUGUUUGACAUUUAAAAAGAAGCAGCUUCCUGAACUGAUUAAAGAUCAUUGAAUAAAAGUCGGUGUAAAU